Molecule: messenger RNA, 571 nt
Organism: Amphibalanus amphitrite
Lineage: Eukaryota; Metazoa; Arthropoda; Thecostraca; Balanomorpha; Balanidae
Product: lysozyme P-like
Exons: 4
Coding region: 161-571 (136 amino acids)
Source: RefSeq, a predicted model, not a curated record
UCGGUGACGACGGAACGGUGUCGGAGAGUGUCCAGCGGAGGUCCUCCGGGGUGGGUGUCCUCGCGGAGUGCUCGGAACUCGCCAGCUCGUGGGACUCCGAGGAGUGUCCUCGGAGAGACACGGCGCCAAGGAGCUGCAGAGGACCGGCUCAGGCCGGGAUAUGGCCAGGGCGCGAUGUGUGCUCCUGGGGGUGCUCCUGUGUGCUACCCUACACCAGUCGACCGCCCGACAGAUGGACAAAUGCCAGCUGGCCAGGGAGCUGAUGCGACACGGAAUGCCCGAGCAUGAGCUGGCCGACUGGCUGUGUCUGGCCGACCACGAGUCACGGUACGACACCGGCGCCGUGGGCCGGCUGAACGGGGACCGGACCGUGGACCACGGCCUGUUCCAGAUCUCCGACCUGUACUGGUGCGACUGGAGCCGCGAGGAACCGCAGAGGAGCUACCGCAACCUCUGCCGCGCCAGCUGCGACGAUUUUCGUGACGACGACAUCACCAAUGACCUGGCGUGCGUGCGUCAGAUUUUCGACGAGCACAAACGGCUGCAGGGCAACGGGUUCAUGGCCUGGUGA